GAGAGAAAAACUCAGAUCUGGGUUUGAGAGAAAAACCCAAAUUUGAGUUUGAGAAAGGAAGAAGAAGGGAGAAGAAAGAGAGAGAAUAAGAAGAAGAAUGAGCGAAAGUAAUGCAUUAUUUGUUUUUUUCCUGGGUUUGAGAAAAACACAAAUCUGGAUUUAAGAAAGAAGAAGGAGAAAGGAAGAAGAGGAAGAAGAAAUCUGACGGGCCCUAUCUAUAACGCUAAACACGAACAGAAAUUAGCAGCGGUGUCGCCAUGAAAUCAAGAAUAUGGCAACCGGUAACCCUCCCAACCCCAUUAAAACCACCCAAAAACCAGGUCUUCUUCCACAACUCAAGCAUUGCUUGCCGGAGAAUGCCACCUCCGAUUGACUGGAUCAGGUCUGAUGGGGUCGAGAGGUUCCGAGAGUACUUGAAAACUCUCACAUCCAGCGGCAUCCGCAAUUUUAAUACGAUGGUGGAUAAUAUUGUGGAGGAUUCCUUGAGGGAACAGGUUCUCGAAAUACCAUUGGUAACAAUAACCAAAGAUGACUUGGAGAUUGUGAUUGAAGGGGAAAUUCAUAUAAAUGUAAUGGAUCCUCUUUUAGCAUCAUCAUUAGGGGAUAAUAAACAUCUCAUUUCUGCAGUAACCUGUUGCUUCAAAAAACAUUUCCUUAUUGGCUCAACAAAGAGGCAAUAUCUCCUUUUGGUAACUUGAUGGAGAAAAUCGUUUUCGGUCCGGGGUUUCAUCAGUUGAAGGAUACAUAUGAUUGCGGUUGUCGUAAGUAUGAAUCUAACGGAAUUCCUGAUUUUAGAAUGUUCAAAAAAUUUGGAUAUGUUUGUGAUAACAUUUUCAAACAUCCGAGUUUUUCAUUCUAUGCUGGUAAUAUCAACAAAAUUACAGUUCCCUG
Messenger RNA from Rubroshorea leprosula, 891 nucleotides. Lineage: Eukaryota; Viridiplantae; Streptophyta; Magnoliopsida; Malvales; Dipterocarpaceae. The record is from the annotation of a GenBank genome assembly.